Ostertagia ostertagi is the source of this 651-nucleotide messenger RNA. NCBI's taxonomy places the organism in Eukaryota, Metazoa, Nematoda, Chromadorea, Rhabditida, Trichostrongylidae. The record is from the annotation of a GenBank genome assembly.
AUGCCAAGUACUCCAGAAAUAGGGGAUAGCGCAGAUCGUUACGCGGCUGGUCGGCGAGAUUCCGGUGCAUUGUCCACGCUGGUCAUGAUGAACACGGUCGACCGCCAUCUCCCCCGAGUUAAGAUGUCAUCAUCACCACUGUUUCUGUUACUCCUGAUUCCGUUCACGUCAUCUCAACUUCUUGAGAUAUUUGGCUUAUCUACAGGAGAAGCUGGUACAGUGGACCGACAACCGUUCCAGGACCUUGCAAGUCAAUCCGUCGGACUCAUCAACUAUCUUCAGACCGUUCAACGCAAUCCCAACAAUCAAUUGGCGAAAAAGUGUGUCAGAGAAAGGAGAGCGUCUGUUGAUGAUCAUUUGUUGUUCUGGUUACGCGAACCGCUUCCGACGAUGAACUUCAUGGGUGGCCUUCCCGUGGUACCAGGUGUUAUGGGCAGCCUUCCUGGCGCCGGAUCGUGUCUUCCGCGUGGAUCGCCUCUAGUGCGCGACAAGUACGUUUCUUUCAUUGCUGACGUCAUUUCAAAUAAUCACUUAUCACCGAGUUUCUUCCAGAAUAUUCUCAGAAACAUUCCUGGAGCUCACGAUUACCUGGCCAGCCUGCUACCGGCCCCCAAAGUAGACAGCGAGGCACUUCUCGGCAAAUACCAAUGG